Molecule: messenger RNA, 558 nt
Organism: Pseudocercospora fijiensis CIRAD86
Lineage: Eukaryota; Fungi; Ascomycota; Dothideomycetes; Mycosphaerellales; Mycosphaerellaceae
Exons: 5
Coding region: 1-558 (185 amino acids)
Source: RefSeq, a predicted model, not a curated record
AUGUUUGAGGUGUUAGCAGAUCAUGCCAUAAACUUGUCUGGAGGUUGGUCUCUAUUUCAGAGCAGUGGUUCAACGCUUGAUCACAAGAUGCGAGGCUCCCGAAACUCAAGAAGUCCGGCAUUACAUUCUGAGUCCGGCAUUACAUGCUUGAGUUGGGAAGUCGAAGACACAACUACCAAGUACGGAGGUCCCAGCAACUGGGUAGUCCUACACGGAGCCACAUUGAUUGAAGCCCCGGCACAAGACUCAUUGCUAAGACCUCCGUAUCGUUUUUUGAUCCGGGAUUGUCAAACAUGGGAUAUACCUAACCCCAAGUUUCUCCGCAUCAUGAAGCAUGGCUUGCAGGCUCAUCCCUACGCUCUCCACGUGUGGCGUGUCGGCACACCUAUGGCAUACCCUGAGAAGAAAGCUAUUGUUAUCACCCCGACGACGAGUCACUCCGUGCCUCGAUUAUCAUUGGGCAUGGCUCCGAACGACCCGUAUAGACGUCGCAAGGCGCUCCUCGGAGGCAAGGAACGCGUCCUGAUUGCAUGGCCUUGUUCGCUGCAUGAGUCGUAG